Caenorhabditis briggsae is the source of this 1947-nucleotide messenger RNA. RefSeq names its product Protein CBR-HPO-12 (gene Cbr-hpo-12). The transcript has 8 exons. The record is from RefSeq and is a predicted model, not a curated record. Gene Ontology annotation, biological process: phosphate ion transmembrane transport; glucose-6-phosphate transport. The coding region runs from base 1 to 1947 and encodes 648 amino acids. Gene Ontology annotation, molecular function: glucose 6-phosphate:phosphate antiporter activity. Gene Ontology annotation, cellular component: endoplasmic reticulum membrane. Lineage: Eukaryota; Metazoa; Nematoda; Chromadorea; Rhabditida; Rhabditidae.
AUGGUCGGUUACCAUCCGGAGGCUAUAAAUGAGCCGCUCACCUCCGCCGAAUAUAGUGAGGCUGGACUUGCCAGUGGAAUUGUAACUCGGAUGAUUAUUCAGCCACUCGAUGUCCUUAAAAUUAGAUUUCAACUCCAGGAGGAGCCGAUUCGUGGCAGAAAGUCGGGAAAAUAUAAGGGGGUCAUGCAGUCGGUGUUUCUAAUUACACGAGAGGAAGGCGCGAAAGCGUUUUGGAAAGGACAUAUACCAGCACAGGGAUUAUCUGCAACAUAUGGUCUGGUUCAAUUUUCAUCUUUCGAAUGGCUUUCACGACAAGCAGCGAAAAUUGUUCCGUCCGACGAUCAAAGCAUCCGAUCUACAUCUGAUUUCAUGUGCGGAGCUCUUAGCGGAUGCCUUGCAAUGACAGCUGCAAUGCCAUUAGACGUAAUUCGAACUAGAUUAGUUGCGCAAAAAUCUGGACAUGCAGUAUAUACUGGAACUAUGCACGCAGUGAAACACAUCUGGGAGAAGGAAGGGAUACCUGGAUAUUUCCGGGGUUGGAUUCCCAGUGUUGUGCAAAUCGCCCCAUUCACGGGAAUGCAGUUCGCCCUUUAUAACUGUUUCAUGGAUCUUUGGCCUUUCACAGGAUAUGAAUCAACUGGUGCUCUUUUAAGUGGAGCAAUGGCCGGAACUGUUGCUAAAACGGUACUCUAUCCCUUGGAUAUGGUCCGGCAUCGAUUACAAAUGAACGGAUUCGAAAGAGCGGGUUUCGGAAAAACGAGUAACUACAGUCAAGGCCUUUUCAAAACGAUUGUGAUGGUAGUGAAACAUGAGAGUUGGUAUGGACUCUUCAAAGGAUUAUGGCCUAGUCAAAUAAAAGCAGCAGCAAACUCAGGAUGUAGAAUAGUUUCAAUUCAUGCUGCGUCUUGCACUGUCAGCAAGCUUGUUUUUGGAACUGCAGCUGAUCGAACAUCGAGCUCUCGACUUUUUAUAGGAGGUGUUCUGUUAUGCUGUACUUCAUCAAUAUGUCUAGCAUUUGCGAGUGCUGUAUGGCAAAUUGAACUUGUUAUGGCUAUGAUUGGAGGUGUCCAAGGCGCUGGAUGGGUACCAGCAACUAAAUUGAUAGCAUCGUGGUUCGAUGAUUCUUCAUACGCUACAAUGUUCUCUCUUCUUGGCUGUGGAAGUACAUUUGCAGGAAUGAUACUUCCACUUUCAAAAUCGUUUUAUUGGAGAACACUUGAAUUCAACACUGGCUUUUUGGUACUUGUAUCCGCUUUAACUUGCAAGAAAUGGAUAAUAACUGAAGACGCAAUAAGGAAAGAAGUAAAGCCAAUCAAGAAAAGUGAAUUGGAAGAAGGCGAUGCGACUAAACUUACUUCGAUUGUGAAGAGUCCGGUUAUCUGGCAUAUUGCGAUUGUCUACUUCUUCUCGAUGGAAUUAAGAACUAUAUGCGAAACAUGGGCUCCACUGUAUCUAACUGAGAAAAACAUUUCUCCAACCACAUUCCAAUUUCUUUAUGAACUGGGUGGACUCAUUGGAAUAGUGACAAGUGGAGUGAUGCUGGAUAAACUUGGAGAAAAGUUUGGGGUCGACCCAUCCAGAAGGAUUCUUGGAGUGAUAUACACUACACUAAUGUUACUUGUGGCAAUCGGAGUUUUUGAAUUCGAAAAGUCUUCAACGAUUAUUAGUUUCUUCACUGGUUUCUUCGUUAAUGGAUCAUUCAACAUAUGGUGUCUUAUUGGAUCACAGGCUGGAACACGAACUGUAGCAGGAACAUGUUCUGCUUUUAUCAGUUUCAUUGCCUCAGUUGGUGCCAUAUUCGCUGGAUCACCUCUCGCGUAUCUCAUUGAUAUAUUCUCAUAUCAGGUGUUUACAGUGAUCUUCGUCACUCAAGCUAUUUUGAUUCUCUCCAUUUCCACUCUACGAAUUCCCCUGCGGAUGACGACAGAAAAGAGGAAAUCAGACUAG